AUGUGGCGUCCACACGGCGUUUCGCUGCCGGUCCGCUGGUUCUCGACAGGGAUACGAGCAGGCAAGCACGCGCGUACGCCAUUACGGCACCGACUGAGCCACCCCACGCCACGGCGGCGCACGUCGCCCCAUGAAGAGGCUCGGCCUGGCGAGCUGCCGGCGCUCGAAUUCGCCCAGGCUCUCGUUCCAGCCGAAACAAAGACCCAAUUUACGUCGCCACCGCUAUCGCAUGGUCUUCUGCGUAUGGUGCAUGGCCUACUCGGCGAGCGUGCUCGCCCAACAACGCCACAGGCCCAAUCUCUCGCACACUUCUUUCCACGCCAUGGCACGGCGCGGCAUACCCUCAUUGCAGCUGAGACAGGCAGUGGCAAAACCCUUGCAUACCUCCUUCCUGUUCUGCAGCGUCUUCAUCAGUCGCGCUCACAUACGGAGCAUGCGGAUAUUCGGCACGUCCAAGGCGGCUUCGAGCCGUGCAUCAUGCCAAGGGCACUUGUCCUGGCCCCUACGCAUGAAUUAGCGCGCCAGAUCUCGGAGGUAGCCAAAGUGCUGUGCCACGACGCGUCACACAAGCUUCGCGUGGCAUGCUCGUCUAAGCCAGCGUACUCUGCGACGCUGCAAGCAGACUUGGCGCGCCUAGCGCGCCUGGCCUCUUUUAGCGAGACGUGGAAUGGCGCACCGAUCUCACCCGACGUGCUUGUGUCAACGCCUUCGUUUGUGGCAGAGCACAAGAUGCUCUCUCUCACCAACGUCGAAAUGCUCGUGGUGGAUGAGGCCGACACGCUCUUGGAUGAAGGCUUUCGCUCCGAAACCAUGUCAGUAUUACAGAACCUAUCCGACUCGGCCCAGCAGUUGUUUGUGACCGCUACGAUACCAAAAUCUGUGCGCCUGUUCUUUGACGAGGCUUGUCCAUCGCUCGUGACACUCGCAUCACCGCACCUGCACCACCUGCCCCGGCGUCUAUCUGUCAUGUUUGUCGAUCCUAGUGGCAGCAAAGAAUUGGCCGUGCUCAAGGAGUUAUUCCGCGUAUUUACGACGCCUGGGUGCGAGCACGACCAGGUGCUAAUAUUCCGCGAUAAGCGCUCGAGUGUCGAACAACUCAGCCGCUUUCUGUCGCAGCGGAAUGUCGAUCACGUCGCAUGGACAGGCGAGGGGAGCGACCGCAAAACACGCACCUCGCCCUCGCUCGCUCCGUUUCUAGCUGGACCAUCCGAGUACUUGGCGCGUCGUUCUCCCCCUGGGCAGGACGCGCCGCGUGUGCUAGUGACAACAUCGUUGCUCUCGCGUGGCCUGGAUUUUGGACCGUUCCUACGGCAUGUAUUCUUACCUGAUGCUGGCCGAAAUACCAAGCGGUCUGUGCACGCUGCAAACAACAAUGCCCUCGAGCUCCUGCACCGCGCUGGCCGCUCGGCGCGCGCUGGCCGCUCCGGCACCGUCGUCGUUUUUGACAAGAGCAGCGCACCUGGCAAGUCCAAAGUACUGAUCAACCGCCGCGGCCAAAAGAAGGGGAUUGUUCGAGGCCAAAUGGACUUGCUCGUCCAAGCCCUUCGAGCGCCUCGGCCACGUCGUCGAUGGCCUCCACAAAGAAAAGGCAUGUCCACAUAG
Messenger RNA from Malassezia restricta, 1602 nucleotides. RefSeq names its product ATP-dependent RNA helicase MRH4, mitochondrial. Bases 1 to 1602 code for a protein of 533 amino acids. NCBI's taxonomy places the organism in Eukaryota, Fungi, Basidiomycota, Malasseziomycetes, Malasseziales, Malasseziaceae. The record is from RefSeq and is a predicted model, not a curated record. Gene Ontology annotation, molecular function: ATP binding; nucleic acid binding. The transcript has a single exon.